GACGAUUACUUUCAAGAAGAGUGUAAUUAUAAUAAUGACUAAACUAACUAUGAAGCAAAUAAAGAAUAGACAGUCUAUUCACCCGGGCAGUAGAAAAGCUGAGCAAGUUACCAGAGUAAAUUUGAGACUAAACAAGUUGGAUAAGCAAAGGAAGGUUAUGGAUACAGAGAAGACCAAUAAGAUGUCCAGAUAUAACUUUAUCGCUUCUCAAUUAGCCUCCAUUGAACCUGAACCUGAGCUCUUAUCUUUGGAAGAUUUACACAACCUCGUAGAACUAUACAUCAACAGGGAUGACGAUCAUUACAACGAACUAAGGGCCACUAGAGAGCAAAGGGAUAAAUCAUUGCAAAGGUCCUCUGGCAAGAGUGCCAGAGAAUCUGAGUUGGAGUCGCGUAAGGAGAGAGACUUGCAGGAGUACGCGAGUGGAUUUAUAGUACCAGAUCUAAGUGACAGCUUAACUAUGAAGCUCUUCAAGCAAUUCCCUUGCGCUAGAAAGCUCUCUAAGAAAUCAAAAGGUAAAACACAAGCGAGUGCUAUCGGCGGUAUUUCUAACAACAAGAGUGAUGCAAAUAGUCUCACACCAGAGGAGUUAGCGGAAUAUGGUCUGGAUUACAACUACUUGCCCCAAUUGAAUCUAGUUAGGAUAUACAAGAAUGACCGUAACUUAAAAGAUUUAUCGCAAAAAGGCAAAAAUAAUUUAUAUAAUAUUUGAUUUUCCAUUUUAUUUAUUC
This is a messenger RNA of Wallemia mellicola CBS 633.66, 731 nucleotides long. RefSeq lists its product as hypothetical. The record is from RefSeq and is a predicted model, not a curated record. NCBI's taxonomy places the organism in Eukaryota, Fungi, Basidiomycota, Wallemiomycetes, Wallemiales, Wallemiaceae. Bases 35 to 712 code for a protein of 225 amino acids. Gene Ontology annotation, cellular component: nucleus. The transcript has 2 exons.